Molecule: messenger RNA, 705 nt
Organism: Triticum turgidum subsp. durum (durum wheat)
Lineage: Eukaryota; Viridiplantae; Streptophyta; Magnoliopsida; Poales; Poaceae
Source: the annotation of a GenBank genome assembly
AUGGCCGGCGAAGGAGACGGCGUGAAGCUGCUGGGCACGGUGGUGAGCCCGUUCGCGGUCCGCGUGCGCAUGGCGCUGCACCUCAAGGGCGUGAGCUACGAGGACCUGGAGCAGGACGUGUUCGACAAGGGCGACCUCCUCCUCGCCUCCAACCCAGUGCGCAAGAAGGUCCCCGUGCUCCUCCACGCCGGCAGGCCCGUCUGCGAGUCGCUAGCCAUCGUCGAGUACGUCGACGAGGUCUGGGCCGGCGCGGCCCCGCUCCUCCCCGCCGACCCCCACGGCCGCGCCGUCGCGCGCUUCUGGGCCGCCUACGUCGACGACAGGUUGGUCACCGCGAUGUUAGGCAUCCUGCGCGCGACCACCGAUGAGGAGCGGGCGGAGAGGCUCGACGCCGCGCUCGCGGCGGUCAGGCCCUUGGAGGACGCCUUUGCCGAGUGCUCUGGCGGCAAGGCCUUCUUCGCGGGCGACUCCGUCGGGUACCUCGACCUCGCGCUCGGGUGCCACCUCUUCUGGUUCGAGGCGCUGCGCGAGAUGUUCGGCGUGAUGAUCAUCGACGCCGGCAGGACUCCGCGCCUGGCCGCCUGGGCUGGAAGGUUCGCGGAGACGGAGACGGCCGAGAAGGCGGCGUCGCCCAUCAAGAGCCUAGUGGACUACGCCGGGAAGUUGCGGGCUAUCUGGGCUGCUAUUGCCGCGGCUGCCAACUAA